Zootoca vivipara (common lizard) is the source of this 726-nucleotide messenger RNA. Lineage: Eukaryota; Metazoa; Chordata; Lepidosauria; Squamata; Lacertidae. The record is from RefSeq and is a predicted model, not a curated record.
AGCGAAAAUGAAUCACCUCCACUUGUUCUUUGCAGCUUGUGGGUUUCCAGAGAUAUACCACUUGGGGGCAGCAUUUGCUCUUUCCAGGCAUGGCAAGAAAUUACAGCUGGAUGUUGUGAAGGCCUUUGCAGGAGCUUCUUCAGGAUCUGCAACUGCUACUGUUCUUUUAACGGUGCCAGAAAAUAUAGAGGAGUGUGCCAAAAAUACCUAUGAAUUUGCAGAUCCUAGAAAACUAUACUUUAAACACCAAGCUAUGACAAAACUUAGGGGCUGCAUUGAUUCAAUUCUUCCUCCUAAUGCUCAUGAGAUAGCAGAAAAUCGGCUCUUUGUAUCAGUCACUAGUGCUAAAAAUGGGAAAAAUCAUUUGCUUUCGGAUUUUGCCUCCAGGGAGGAUCUUGUUAAGAUUUCACCUGCUCAUCCAUCCUCAAAUCACAAAUCACAUCUUGCCCCCAUUGACAUUACUUUAAUAAGUGUAGAACUGGUGCUUUCUACCAGUGCCAUAGUGAAAACUAGCACAGACAAAAGAAAUGGUCUUUUUCUUGGUUUGGCCUUAGAGAACUUCUCAAGACUCUACGAGGCUCUUUUCCCACCAAGCCAGGAGAAGAUGGAAUCGCUAUACCAGGCAGGAUAUGAUGAUGCCAUACAUUUUUUACUGAAGGAAAAUUGGUUUGAAUAGAUUAUGUGUGUCGGAAAUUAAUGAAGUCUGAUGGCUGUCAGAGCAAAGCU